CAUACAUCUAGUAUACUAUACAUUUAGCUAUAUUAUGAAGGCAUACAGCUAGUUAUAUACACUCUUUGUUAAGAAUUACUUACUAGCUGGAAGUCUCGUGGUAAAAAUUCACCGAUGGAAACUGCAGUAACCAAUAUCCAUUAAAAAGGUUGUCUUACAAACAACAGUCAGUUUCCAGUACUUUGAUAUCGGAAAUGGAAGAAAAUCAAACGCUAUUUUGUCACAAGGAAUCUUAAACAAGAUAACUAACACACUCAUAACAAAAAUGAAAAUUGAAGAAAACUAACCAAAAACCCAACCCAAUCCUGCGUUCUUUCUUUCCUUUCCAUUCCGAUAUGCUUGUAAAAAAACCUUACUUACUCAUAGUGCUGGCGUACAAAAUACAGCUAAUACGUAUCCUCUUAUAAUGGAAUAAUAUUCCAUGGCUUUUUUCAAUUUUUUAGCGAUAAGAGGUGAGGCCUUCGCUUUCUUCGUCCUACGGAUUUCUUUAAGACUACAUACCCGCAUACGUAAAGAAAUUCUGAGAUCUCACAAUAAGCCCUAAGCAUGAAUAACUCUUGUAAUAAAGUUCUCCAAACUUCACCUUUCGGGGUUAUAAAUCAAUGAUUGAUUGUUAGCAAAUGACAUCAAUAAAUCGAAUCCUGUUAUUUUGACAUUGAGAAAAGUUACUAAUAUAAAAGAAGAAAAGAAAUAUAGAAAAGUCAAUCUUGAAAAGUUAACUGUAGUAUUUACAGAAAGUAGAAACUGCAAAGAUGAUGUGUCUCUUAUUUUAUGUAACUUGUUUACACUUCGUUAUGGUGCAUACUGCUACGCUUCCACAUAAAAACCUUGAUGACGGUGUUACAAAAGGCUGCAGAGGUGCUGAUAACAAUCCUAAUGGAUACCCUGGUCAAAUCCCCACAAACACAAUAACAGGUUCCUGUAGAAAAUCUGAUCAAUAUGGCGGAUAUUAUUUUUUGAUCACAUGGGGUCAACCAAUUGAUGCAAAAACUAAACCAGCCAGCGGUUAUCAAGUAACAUUUGAUUAUGGUUCGUUCUCCUUUAUCUGUUUCCAAGUGAAAAACAACACAAAUCAGUUUAUUUUUACAAAGAAGAGAGGUUUCGUGGAAGGUCAAAUUUAUGAUUUAGCGAUUAUUCCUCGUCCCACACCAUACGCGCUUUCAACAAAGAUGGUCCGCAUCGGCAAAUGCCCAGCAGAUCCAACAUACCCUACUCUUAAGACACGAAAAGAAGUACGCACAACAUCUACUGUGCAACCCAAGGUUUAUGGAAGAAAAACGAAAAAAGCACGAGUUUGUGGUUAACUUGGUCUUGUAAUACAGACAUAUUUAGGCAAUGACCUUUUUAUAACCAUAGUCACAGACAAAUAAAGAAGAAAAGAACAAUUUAGUCUAUUUGCAAAACACAUCUUAAUUUCGUACGGGUUCCUCGUAGGUGUUGCUAACACUAUAUGAUCUUUAUCCUCGGUAAACUUGUAGACUGGAUACAAAAAUAUCUGCAAAAUAUGUUUUUUAUUCUCUCUAACCAUAUCUUUAUCGCUUAAAAUCCCCGUAUGUAUGGAAUAGUCAACCCGUGGAAAAAUCCACAGGGUCAUAAAAUGAACUUUCCCCUAAAAUCUCUUUCUAAUUAGCGG
Hydractinia symbiolongicarpus is the source of this 1633-nucleotide messenger RNA. RefSeq lists its product as uncharacterized. The record is from RefSeq and is a predicted model, not a curated record. Lineage: Eukaryota; Metazoa; Cnidaria; Hydrozoa; Anthoathecata; Hydractiniidae. The coding region runs from base 753 to 1304 and encodes 183 amino acids. The transcript has 7 exons.